AUGGCAUCUUAUAAGGCCAACCCAAAUGGGCAUUGCCGUCUGUGCACGGACAAAAACGCCAAAGAAGAUAUUGUCGCAUGCGAUGAAUGCGAUCGGUGGUUCCACAUUUCAUGUGUGGGACUCACAUAUCUACCUAAAAAAGAGGAAAGGUGGAUAUGCCCUAAGUGCAUGAGCACGGAAAAGAUAUUAAUGGAACUGAAGGUCAAAGUAAAACAAUCAGUCUCCGGAAAUAGCUUGCAAGAAAUCCUACAAGAGAACAGAGCGGCAAUGGAAGCUCUGGUGAAGUCCAUGAGGACAGUAAAUUUAGAAUCAAAACCAAGCACUUCAAAUCAAAUUGAAAGUAGCGAUGGUCAAGAACAGGAGGCAGAACCAGAAUGGACUGUCUACCUGAAACGGCAGGCAUUGAUGAGCUUGCCAAGGUUUGGAGGCGCGGCACGAGAAUGGCCGAAAUUUAAAAAAGCCUUUGAUGAGACCACAAAACAAGGUCAAUUUAACAGGCUUGAAAAUUUGAAUCGCCUGCAAACAGUGCUGUACGGAAACGCAGAGAGGAGCGUCCGACAGCUAAUGAUGGAUCCAAAUAAUAUGGAUCAAAUCAUCGAUAGACUAGAAGAUAAUUUCGGAAGACCCGAACUAGUCUACAAAGAAUUAUUGACCGAACUCACCAACAUUAAAAGGGAGAGUCGGAAUUUGAUUACCGAGAUAUCCGAAGCUUUGGAUAAUCUCGUCUGUAAUGUGUCUCUGAUGGACAGAGAAGAGUAUUUGAUUGACCACAGACUCGUGGAAGAUAUCAUCAGAAAAAUUCCCUACGGUCUACAGGUGAAGUGGACCGAAGAGAUGUAUGACGGGGCAAAGACUUUAGCUGAUCUCAAUGAGUGGCUGAAGCCUCAUUCAAGAACCAAUAGACUGCUGAAUGGAACCAGUAGGCCGCAGCCGCGAGAAAUAAGUAGACCGCAGCCGCGAGAACUAAGGCCUGAGCGUAGAGUUAAUAUAAAUACGCAUCAGGAGAACCGGCCAACAAACCAACGAAAAUGUGAAGCAUGUCGAGGGAAUCAUAAACUCCUCGAAUGCACAAGAUUCAAGGCUAUGAAGCCUGAAAAAAGAAAUGAAUUAGCCUUUAAGGAAAAGGUAUGCUUGAGCUGCCUCGCAUUCACAAAUCACAUGAUGCGAGACUGCAAAAGAGCAAAACAAUGUGGAAUUAAUGGAUGUAAGUUCAAACAUCAUCCAUUGAUUCAUAAAUCUCAAGAGAGAAAUACAAGUGGUCAAAAUGAAUCGGAAGGACGAAGUAGUCCAAAUACACAAGAGGGUGAGAUACACAAUCACCAACAAAUAACAAAAUCCAACGUAUUCUACCAAAUAGUUCCUGUGACGCUGAAAAAUAAUGACAAAAUCAUCAACACGUUCGCUUUCUUGGAUGCGGGGUCAUCACUCUCUCUAAUAGACGAGGAGAUUGCGAACAAGUUAGGGCUCAACGGAAGAAUUGAUCCGUUCAUACUAAAAUGGACGCAGAACGUCACGAGAAACGAACAGAACAGCCGUAGAGUUCAGGUACGAAUCAACGGCAACAAUGAAAAAGAAUACGUCAUGAAAGGAGUGAGAACGAUAAAGAAUCUCCAACUCCCAGAGCAAAGCUUCAACAAGGAGGUGAUGGAGAAAAGGUAUCCAUACCUCAAGAAUCUGCCGUUGAGCAGUUACAGCAGUAUACGCCCGACAAUAUUGAUUGGACUGAGUCACAGUCACUUGUUGAUUCCAUUCGAAAGGCGAAUGAGAAAACCGAACAAGCCCACAGCGCUACGAACCAAACUUGGAUGGUUCAUGUUCGGCAACAUAUCGUCCAACGUGCAAGGCGGACACAUCAUGGUCAUUCAGCAAGAAGAAGACAUGAACAAGGCUUUGCAUAAAUAUUUCUCCACCGAAGACUUCGGUGUGAAAUUAUUCAAGAAUCUACCAAAAUCAGCUGAGGAAGAAAAGGCUGAACAAAUAUUAAAAAGUACUAUGAAAUACAAGGAUGGUAGAUACGAAGUUGGACUGCUAUGGAAAGAUGAGGAAACGAAAUUUCCAAACAGCUACAACAAUGCAGCAAAAAGGCUGACAACCAGUGAGAGAAUGUUAAAGAAAGACCCAGAGUUGAAAAAAUGGGCAAUAGAAACAUUUGCGGAUUACGAGAAGAAAGGCUACAUCCGCAAACUGUCAGAGGAAGAAAUUAUGAAGCCGGUACCAAGAGUGUAUUAUCUUCCACACUUUAUUGUGCACAACAAAAAUAAGUUGCCACCUAAGCCAAGGUUGGUUUUCGAUGCAGCGGCAAAGAUACAAGGUGUAUCGUUCAACACGGAACUGUUAUCAGGGCCGGAUGCUACUACGUCAUUGUUCGGCGUUUUAGUAAGAUUCCGAGAAGGAGCAAUUGCUGUAUGUGGAGACAUCAAAGAGAUGUUCCAUCAAGUACGAAUCCGAGCUGAAGAUCAACACGCUCAGAGAUUCUUAUGGAGAGAUUGUGAUAGCAGCAAGAAACCUGAUAUAUACGUUAUGCAGGUGAUGACAUUCGGAUCAACCUGUUCACCGUCAUGUGCACAAGCGGUUAAAAACCACAACGCAGAAAAAUUCAGGAAAUAUUGUCCAGUGGCGACCGAAGCAAUCAUAAAGCAACACUACGUCGACGAUUAUCUGGAUAGUUUUGAAGAGCUCGAUAAGGCAGCAGAAAUAGUACUACAUGUUAUGAAAAUUCACGAUCACGCGGGUUUCCACAUCAGAAACUUUGUGUCAAACAGCAGAAAACUUCUUCAAAGUUUACCCUCGGAACGUGUACAAAUUUCCGGAAUCAAAAUGUUCGAAGAAAAGGAUUCAAUGACCGAAAAGGUACUUGGUGUAUAUUGGAACACCACAUCUGACACACUCGGCUAUCAAAUCAAAUUAGACAAGCUAGGAAGUGAUGUUACACAAAUGCUACGUUUACCAACAAAGAGAGAGGUACUAGCCUUCGUGAUGAGUGUCUACGAUCCACUUGGACUCAUAUAA
Messenger RNA from Toxorhynchites rutilus septentrionalis, 3009 nucleotides. RefSeq lists its product as uncharacterized. The transcript has a single exon. Lineage: Eukaryota; Metazoa; Arthropoda; Insecta; Diptera; Culicidae. The coding region runs from base 1 to 3009 and encodes 1002 amino acids. The record is from RefSeq and is a predicted model, not a curated record.